GUCACUCGUUCUUUUGUGAAGCAGCACGAGCAAAUCGACACCGACUUCGACGCUGUCUCUGUUAGGCCCUUCUGCGUGCUCCGGAGCCUGUAGGAACUUUGUCAAAGUCGUCCUUGCGCCGCUUCGCACAGCUGGCCUGUCAGCGGCCUCCAAGUGUUUCUCCCCCGUCACAUUUGCCAAUAAUGGCCCAAAGUCUAAGGAACAACCCCCCCAUUCCCUAUGCAGCCUGAUCGAGUUGCCCGAAAUGUCCCAGUCGACCAGCGACACACUUCCCCCUCAGUCUCCCCGGGAUCGUUUGGCCCAAACAACCGCUGUUGUUUCAACCUCCUCGCUGGCCAGCCCUCAUUCGUACAUUCUAGCCUCCCGCAAACCACAAAGUCCCGCCGUGCUACAGGGCAGUUUAAUCCCUCGAGACUACCUGAGCUCGUUAUCCAGCUCGAGGCCGACCCCAGGGCAGCAGCGCAAGAUCGAGGAGGAGGACGACGAUUUGUAUGGGAAGGCCCCUCUACCUAAUGAUUCUGGAAAGAGACUGGUCAAAAAUAUAUCGGAGGGUGACGCUGCCCUGACACGAGAAAAGAGCAACGACAGUACUGCGCCGUCCCACGAGCAGGAGUCAAGCAUAUCAUCACGAUCCCUAAGUCAAAAGGACCAAGGGGUGACAGCCCUCUCUGAAUCCCCCAAGUCGUACGCUUCCUCGACGACCAGCGUGCACCUACCGAACACCAUGCCGCGGACAUCAUCCAUCGAUUCCGCUAUUUCUAAUAUCUCAAACGCUUCGCAUCCUCAAAAGCAUCUCGGAGAGGUGAAGGAGCCCACCCGAGAUGAGGUCCAAAAUCUCAUUGCCACGGCUGGCUCGGCGGAGAACCUGAUUCAGCACCUCUUGAAGGACAAAGGUCACGCUGCGGCGCAAAAUGCCCAACUAUGGAAACUCGUCGACAAGCAGAGGGCGCUGUUGCUGGGUCUGAACAAAGACCUCGAGCGAUUGACGAAAGAGAGGGACAGAUACAGGAAGAAAGUCAAGGAACUGCAGGCUCAGCCCUCGACGUCGCAGGUGGACCGUCUCCGGCUGGAAGAAGGAAACUCGCCUCAAUCUGACGGAGAAGCGAGCUUGAGGGCAGAGGAACAGACUGCGGGUAGAGGUAUUACAGGUAUCCAGAUGGAGAGCUCGCCCAUUGAUGCUGCUAUGAUGCCGUCACCACUUCACUUACAACAACAGCCACCGAAGAUGCAGAGCUUAGCCACGCAGCUGGCACAGCCUUCGUUUGCGCUCACCGAGGCCACUCCGCUCUCCGAGAAGCCCCCAAAAUCAUUCCAAGCCUCCAGGAAAGCUCCCCCCAAGCCGCUUGAUCUGCGACCAGCAAAGGAGGAGUUACCACCUCACCAGGUCAUCGUCCCGAACGACGUGAUUAUCAGUGACGAAGACGAAGAGGAGCGCCAGCCCAUUCAGAGGGGUCGACGGAAAACUCGGGAAGAAGAUGAUCGAGAUCGCGAAAUUCUUGCCCUUAAAGAGCAAGAAGCGAGAAGUCGGUCCAAAAAGGAGAAGAAAGCGAAGCCCGAAUCAGAACAAGCGACGGUUCUUGACCAGAUGCCUCUCCCACCGCCUGUAGCUGAAGUCACUCAACCCUUGCCUUUGAGACAGGAUCAUCUCUCCCCUGCCUCGAUAACGUCAGGCUCAGUGGGAUCUUCAGCUCAGUUGUCGCUACCCUUGCGAAGUCCCGGUCUUCCGAUGAGUCCUCGUCCCAUGAUGGGCUCUGCGCUUCCUAUGUCUCCGCGUGUGCCUGGAGGUAACUUUCCUCUUUCACCUCGUGCGCCAAAAAUGCCUUUACCUAUGCCAACGACACCCGGCCAGCAAGCACCUAACCCCCAGGCGCUGGCACAAGCACAGGCAGCUGCUUCCGAAUCUCACAAGAAGAUCGGCCCUUCAUCUCUGUCGAAGAUGAACACCGCUCCCGGCACUGACUUGGACCGCGGUCAGAUCCAUGAUUCUCCUCUGAGCCCGGGUGAGGUGCCAGCAGUGAGCCGUGCACUUAUCGAUCCAAGUUGGCCUGACCUGCUUCUUCCUCCAAAUGCUUUGCCCUCGAUUCAGGUGAAGGUCGCCUCUUCUCGACUGCGCCCCUCGAGAAACAGCAUGCUCGGACUGAGGAUGCCGGAAGAGAACGCUGUUUUCAGCUUGUCAGUCUUUGAGCGCGCUACGUCGUCUGAACUUUGGCGCGUGGAGAAAAUCCCUACUUCACUACCGAAUCUGGAACAGCAACUGAGAUCCCGCUGUUCCGAUCUACCCAAACUACCCGACCGAAAACUCUUUUCCGGUCAUUCGCCUGCUGUCGUCGACGCGAGAAGAAAUGCGAUUAAUGACUAUUUUGAAGACUUGCUCGAUACUCCCAUGGAUGAACAAGCGGCUGCGGUCAUAUGCCGGUUCUUGUCGACAGAUGUUAUGGAGCCACAACUCACCGUUGCCUCACAUAACACUGAGGACGCACAAACUAGACAGGCGCCACAGUCGCAUUCGGGCAUUCCGACCAAAUCCGGGUACUUGACCAAAAAGGGGAAGAAUUUUGGAGGAUGGAAGUCCCGAUAUUUUGUUCUGGACAGUCCUGAGUUGAGGUAUUUCGAAGCACCUGGCGGUGCGCAUCUCGGUACAAUCAAGUUAUUGAAUGCCCGCAUUGGGCGGCAAACGCAAUCCGACCCUUCAAAUGCAGAGGCCGACUCAGAAAACCAAUAUCGUCACGCAUUUCUCAUCCUCGAGCCCAAGCGCAAGGACAUGAACAGCCACGUUCGGCAUGUGCUUUGCGCAGAAAGCGACGCAGAGCGGGACGAGUGGGUGGAGACGUUGCUGCAUUACAUCGACGAGCGGCCGGUGGAGCCCAAACCGCAGUACGGAGCGGGCAUCCAGUCUUCACACACCAAGGACGUGAAAGUGGCUCAAAGAAUGGGACACGAGGACGCAGAGUCUAAAUCGAACGGAAGUCCACAAACUCACAGUAACACGCCUUCUCCCUCGAUCGCGUCUAGCCAAACUCCCGAGCUCAUUCAGGAACCUGUCCCGACCUCAAAACCGUACAAUAUCUCAGGCCCGAUGAACGGUGCUGUCAUUUCGGAUGCUGGAAGCUGGGGCAACAAAUCCGCGAGCAACAGUGGCAGCAAAGAGCGAGAGCAGAAGAAGCGCAAUCUGUUCCACUUCCGGAAACCAUCGUACGAGCAACUUGCUCCUGUGCAGCCGGCUCAACCCAAGAAAUCCGAACUCAACGCUCACCGGGGUGGGCACGUGAGAGCGGUGUUCGGGAUGCAGCUCCAGGAGGCGGUGGAGUACUACUCACCCGUGGACGUGGAGGUGUAUCUCCCGGCGGUGGUGUAUCGCUGCAUCGAGUUUCUCCGAGCCAAGAACGCCGCGAAUGAAGAAGGUUUAUUCAGACUUAGCGGGUCGAACAUUGUAAUUCGGCUGCUCAAAGAUCGGUUCAACACGGAGGGUGAUGUUGAUCUGCUGGCGGAGGAUGAGGACUACGAUGUGCACGCCGUGGCGUCCCUGUUCAAAACGUAUCUACGGGAGCUACCGUCGACGAUUUUGACCCGCGAACUGCAUCUUGAAUUCCUGAAGGGGCUGGAAUUGCCGGAGAAAUCACAAAAGAUUGUGACCUUCAACCUUCUGGUGCACCAACUGCCGGGCGCGAAUUUCUCGCUGCUACGGACGCUUUCACAAUACCUGCUGGAGGUGGUGCAGAACUCGGAGCGGAACAAGAUGACCAUUAAGAAUGUCGGAAUCGUCUUCUCUCCGACUCUCAACAUCCCAGCACCCCUGUUCGCCUUAUUCCUGACGGAUUUUGAGGCGAUCUUCGACAGGCCCAGCGAUGGGGAGUCUGUUCGAUCGACGGAGAUCGAGCGUGGAGAGGGCGCCCUCACGCCAGAAGACAUCCGAUCGCCCCGGCGGCAGAUGUUUACCGACUUGCCCACGCCCAUGUACAACCAAGACAGUUUUGCUCACAAUGCCCGGGCCACAGGCGGCAUCCCAGUCAGUGCCCGACCUGAGUAUCAGCAGCAUGAUCCCACGAACGAGCUGGGAUUUGCGCCGAUCCAACCGUCGUACGAGUCGAGACAAUACGUGUCGUUUCCACACGAGAUGCCGAUGAGCGCGCCCAGAUACCCGCCACCCCAGCCUCCCAACCAACAUGGAGGGAGCAGUCAGUACGGAGGAUCGAACAAUAUGAUGGCUCCCGAAAAUGCAGCGAGUGUCAGGGCACGACGCCGCGAGAGCUCGAUGUUGUUCAUGUGAACGAAUAUGUCUCGACUUGACGAAGUUUCGAAAGGGGGUGGAGGAGUGAUGAGCACUUCUCGCCCCAUUGCUGGAUAGUUAUUGUUGUCUUUCACUUCCCAAUACCCCAUUUUGCAGGCGGGUUUACUUUCGUGCGGUCUUUUUCUCUCGCGGAAAAUCUUGCGUCCCAGGACGAGCAUCUGAGCGAAUCUAGCUGUUUUGUACUAUCUCUGAAGAGCGGAAGGGGGGCGGGGACCUUCUUCUCCAUCAUGUCAAUCACUUAAUGAGAGCCUUUGAGUCGAUAUGAAAUUUUUGGGGCAUGAGCGAUGGGACGGACGACAAGGAUAUGAGUGUGCAAGAGCGUUUAGAUGAUUGGGGACACAGUGAGAGAUCAUGAUCAGUCCCGUAAGGCGGCUGCGAAGUUUGGCUCAUGAGGGUGACGGAUGAGCGGUCAAUAGAUCAAUCGACCUGGGCCGUGAUGGCAUUUCCCUAUUUC
Molecule: messenger RNA, 4742 nt
Organism: Cladophialophora immunda
Lineage: Eukaryota; Fungi; Ascomycota; Eurotiomycetes; Chaetothyriales; Herpotrichiellaceae
Exons: 1
Coding region: 245-4267 (1340 amino acids)
Biological process (GO): regulation of GTPase activity; signal transduction
Cellular component (GO): cytoplasm
Molecular function (GO): phosphatidylinositol binding
Source: RefSeq, a predicted model, not a curated record